Molecule: messenger RNA, 1802 nt
Organism: Egretta garzetta (little egret)
Lineage: Eukaryota; Metazoa; Chordata; Aves; Pelecaniformes; Ardeidae
Gene: ZDHHC21
Product: zinc finger DHHC-type palmitoyltransferase 21
Exons: 9
Coding region: 134-946 (270 amino acids)
Biological process (GO): peptidyl-L-cysteine S-palmitoylation; protein targeting to membrane
Cellular component (GO): Golgi apparatus; endoplasmic reticulum
Molecular function (GO): protein-cysteine S-palmitoyltransferase activity
Source: RefSeq, a predicted model, not a curated record
UUUUGCAUAGUUCCAGCUUAAUUGUGGGACUUGCCAUCAAAGCUGUUAUUUCCCCUUCUGAGGAAGCGCUGUGAAGUCAUGGAAUCUCUGCUGCUCUGGAUAAUCUUUUCUUCCUGGGUCGUGACUGAUUAUUAUGUGUUUGUGUUCAAUGGGACGACGAAUUCACUUUGUAGUUGACCCUCAGGGUUGGUGCUGCAUGGGCCUGAUUAUCUUUGUCUGGCUGUACAACACAAUCUUCAUUCCAAAGGUCAUCCUUUUUCCUCACUAUGAAGAGGGACAUAUUUCAGUUGUGGCAAUUUUGUGUUAUUAUUUUUGCUCAUUGUUUUGUAUAGCUUCAUUACUAAGAGCCUCAGUAGCUGAUCCAGGGAAGCUACCUGAAAACCCAAAGAUACCAAUUACAGAACGAGAAUAUUGGGAAUUAUGUAACAAAUGCAAUAUGAUGAGACCAAAGCGUUCACACCAUUGCAGUCGUUGUGGACAUUGUGUGAGGAGGAUGGAUCACCACUGUCCAUGGAUUAAUAAUUGUGUUGGUGAAGACAAUCAUUGGCUGUUUUUACAGCUGUGUUUCUACACUCAAAUCCUUAGUUCCUAUACGCUGAUACUUGAUUUCUUCCAUUACUACUACUUUUUGCCUCUGAAAAAAGAAAACUGGGAUGUUUUUGUAUUUAGACAUGAACUUGCUCUCCUAAGAAUAUCUGCCUUCAUGGGUCUAAUAAUAUUAGGUGGAAUAAGUGGACUCUUUUACACUCAGCUAAUGGGUAUUUUCACUGACACUACAAGUAUAGAAAAAAUGUCAAACUGUUGUGAAGACAUAUCGAGGCCCCGAAAGCCAUGGCAGCAGACCUUCUCAGAAGUUUUUGGCACUCACUGGAAGAUCCUGUGGUUCAUUCCUUUCAGGCAGAGGCAACCACUGCGAGUUCCCUACCACUUUGCCAAUCACGUUUGAACAGAUGGAUGGUGGGCACAGAUGGGUCCUCCAUGCUGGAAGUGCGUUACAGGUUUUAUGAUAAUAGGACUAUGACAGUCUUCGAGUCAAUUAAAAUCCACCCACCAAUCGUAGGCAUCACAAUGUGCCCCAGGCUUUAUUUUAAUAGUGAUCUUGAUUCUGUUUUGAGAUUAAUACAACUUGUGUGUUUAAGUUCAGGCGUAUUUGCUUUCAAAUUAGCUUUCCAAAGGGAUUUCUUUUGUCUUUGAGGUUAAUACCAAAACCAAGUGACUAGAAUGCAGUCUUACUCUAUUUGUUUGAUACUGGCUCUUUUGAUAUUUUUUUUUGUGGUAGGCAACACUGAAGUUUACAUUGAUUUGUUAGAUUUUGCAUUGAUUUGUUACAUUUCCCACUAAGUGUCUUCUUCUUCUGCCUUUAAUUUUUAUUAGUGUUUUUAUCAGUUUUUAUCAGGUCUUAUCUGUCUAGAUAAUACUCAUGACUUUCUUCUGCUACCUGUGUUUAAAAUUCCCCGAUACUGCCAUUUAUUUAUGAUAUGCAAUAGUAAUCCUUCAGCACCAUACUAUAAAAGGUAACAUUUAAAACUGAGGCAGACUUCUUCCUAAACCUUUCUCAAGAGAGGCUUUUAGAAAUACACAAAAAUGUAUGUGUUUAUCUAGAAAGAUCUUACGUCGUACAGUGAUCUUUCUGCAUAGAUAUGACCUUAGUGAAAAAUGUCUUUAUGUCAACAAAAGUGAUAAAAUGUUCCAGGGUAAAAUGUGCAGAUAGAAAGCAUGUUUUCCCUUUAUCGCAAGGAUUUCUUUGCAAUAAGUCAGCAAAGGAGUUGUAUGGUGCAAAUACUAGAAUAAUUACUUUUCAA